AUGAGCGGGGCCAAGCCCUCAAAGAAGAAGGCCGCCGAGGCGGCCGAGCUCGCCCACAAGCUCGGCUCCCGCUGCUGCCUCCCGCACUGCUACGUGCAGGACGGCUCCAAGACGGACACGGGCGCGUGGGUCAAGGCCGAGUGCACGAAUCCCUCCUGCGACACCGCGCUCGCCCUGCACGCUCCGUGCUUCGAGAAGCUUGAGAGCUCGCUCCUCACCUCGAUGCGGCGCGGGCUUCGGCAGGCCAGCGACCACGGCGACGCGGCGCUGAUCAAGCAGCUCUGGACGACAAAAUAUGAGCUGUACCGAUCGUCGUGCCGCUGCCGCUGCGGCGCGGGCUUCUUCAGGCCCAUCGUCGAUGCGCGCUCCUCCCAGGGCGCGGUCGCAACGGGCUGCCUGGUCUGCACGCAGCCCGUGCCGGAGGGCGAGGCGGUCCCCACCUCCUGCGACGGGUGCGGGGCGGGCGUGCUGCACGCCGCCUGCUACGAGCGGCUCGAGGGCCGCGGGCUGCGGCUCAUCACGACGAAGGGCAACACGUACGACACGGGCCAUGACGGGCGCGUGCCCACCAAGCUGGCCAAGAAGCUCACCGCCGAGAUGUGGGGUCCGAAGCACGCCUCCACGCUGCGGGAGCUCUGCGCGUGCGCGUGCGGAGGCGUCUUCAGCCCCCUUCCCGACGAGGCGGCGGGCGGAGAGCGGCGUCCGCGCGAGUCGCGCGAGCCAGGCGACGAGCAGGAGGAAGACGCCGAGAGGGCCGAGCCGGCCGAGUCGGAGCAGGAGCGGCGAGCUUCGGAGGCGCGGCUGCGCGCCCAAAAGGAGCAGGCGGCGCUGCGCGCGCUGCAGGAGUCAGACGCGCAGGGCGAGGCGGCGCGGCGGGAGGCGCGCCGUGUCAAGCUCGCCGCCAAGGAGAAGGAGAAGGCGGAGAAGGAGAAGGAGAGGGCAAGGCGCGAGGCGGAGCGCAAGGCGCUGCUCGACGCUCGCCGGGCGGAGAAGGCGGAGAAGGCGGCGGCAGAGGCGGCAGAGGCGGCAGAGGCGGCAGAGGCGAGGGCGGCAGCCGAGGCGGAGGCGGCAGAGGCAAAGGCAGCCGAGGCGGAGCCGGAGGAGGCAAGGGCAGCCGAGGCGGAGCCGGAGGAGGCAAGGGCAGCCGAGGCGGAGGCGGAGGAGGCAAGGGCAGCCGAGGCGGAGGCGGAGGAGGAGCGUGAGGCGGUCGCGGCCACCGCCGCGCCCCACGCCCCCUCCACAGUCGAGGGCUGCAUGGUGGCCGAGCGUCCUGGUGGAGACCCUACCGACGACCGCGCUUGCGACCCGGCCGCCGCCCCCUCGGCCACCGAGGCGGGCGCCAAGGCGCAGGGCGAGCGCGGGAGCGGCGGCGCGCCAGAGGAGGCGGGUGCGCGCGGCGGCGGCCGGGAAGAGCGCGCCGGGCGGAGGCCCGCGACACGAGCCCUCAAGCCCCGCUCCCCCCCAUCUCGGCUCGAUCUCGGCUCUUUUUCGGCCCACAGGCACGCGCCCGUUGACGCAGACGUGCGGGAGCACAUCCAGGCGCGGCUGCGGCGCAUCGCGUCGGGCGCCGUGGCCUCGCACACCUUCCCGCAGAGCUACACCCCCGCCGAGCGCGCCGCGGUGCACGCCGCCGCCUCCCAGCUCGGCCUGCAGCACGUCAACCAAGCACUCGGCAAGGCCACGGUCGUCGUCGUGAGUAACCAGGCCGCACCGCCCGCUGCUACCGCUGCUACCGCGGCAUCCGCGGGACCCGCCUCCGCCGCGCCCGCCUCCGCCGCGCCCGCCUCCGCCUCCGAAGACGUCGCCGAGUACCGCAUCAUCGUUGGCGCCGCGCCGGUGGAUGGCAAGAACGCAUACCUCCCCUCCGAUGCGGCCUUCCGCAAGAGGCCGUACCCCGCGCUGCGAGGCUACUUCAAGCAAUUUGGGCCCCUCCUCGACGUGUACGUGCCGCUCGACAAGGGGACGGGGCUCGAGCAGGGGUUCGGGUUCGUCACCUUCGCCACGCCCGAGGCGCAGGCCGCCGCCAUCCGGCGGUCUCCGCACGUGAUCUGCGGGUCCGACCCGCUGAGCGUGCGCAUGGCGUACGUGACCAAGUCGCGCGAGGCCGUGCGGAGCGCUUGGCAGGCGGGAGGCGCCCGGAUGGAGGAGGCGGAGUGGCGCGACCACGUUCGCCGCGCGGCGGAGGAGGACUCGCCCGCGGCGCAGGGCACGGCAGCGGCCCCUCCCUCCUCCGCCUCCUCCGCCUCCGCCUCCUCCCCCGCCUCCCCCUGGACGUCGCUCGAGGUCAUGCUCACCGAGUGCCAGGUCGGCACGCUGAUGCUGCGCGAGGAGAAGCUGCGCCAGGAGAGCGGCUGCCGCGACCUCUCCUUUGACCGGCUGCGCAAGCGCGACGGGCACAUGUCGGGCGCUUGCGCGCCGCUCGCCGUCGGCGCGUCCACCCGCGACAGCUCGCCGCUCAUGCGCGCGCGCGGCACGGCGCCGCAGGUCGAGGCGGUGGCGCGAUUCGCCCAGUCCUUCAUCGACGAGUCGAUCGCGUCGUUCCGCGCGGCGCGCUUCAAGACGCGCGGGUCGAGCGUGCCGUCGGAGCAGUACGUGGCCUUUCUCCCUCUCGCGCCGGCCGCCGACGGCACCGCAGGCAAGGCGGUCCUCGACCUGCGGCCGCGCGUGCCGCUCGGCAUCUACCCGCUCGAGGAGGGAGACUGGCAGUGCGCCGACUGCGGCAACUGGGUCUUCUCCCGGAAGGCUUGCCUCUCCCGCCUCUGCUGCGACGCGCGCGCCGCCAAGGGCGUCGUGCCGCCAAGCCAGGCCGAGCUCGAUCGGAAGGGCCUCUGCGCCGACUACUUCUACACGGGCGUCUGCAGGUACCAAGACAGGACCGGCGGGCUUUGCUCGCUGAAGCACGUCCGGGGCAACAUCGAGCGCCGAGUCGCCAAGUACGACCUCGAGCCGCCGCGAGCGCCCGCGUCGGCGGAGCCCUCUCCGUCGGCGGCGAGGGCAAGGCGCGUCGAGCGCAGCGUGAGCGUCCCUGUGGGGCUGGUGGGCGGGCUGAUUGGCAAGAAGGGCGAGGCGGUCAACAAGAUGACCGAGGACAGCGGGGCGCUGGUCCAGGUGGGCGACGCCGUCCCCGGCCGGUCUGGCGAAGAGAGCCAGAAGAUCCUCCUCUCGGCGGCGACCGACCACCAGGCGGACGAGUGCGCGGCGUGGAUCGCCACGCGCGUCGAGGACCUGCGCUCCUCCGCCUCGGAGCCCGAGGCGCGGCGGAGCCUGCUCGCGCUGCGGCCGCGGCUGCGCCAGCAGGUCGAGGCGCUCCACAGGGCGACACACGCGCCGCGGCUCGAGUGCCUCGCAGCCCUCGACGCCAGCGGCGGCGACAUGGACGCGGCGGCGUCGGAGAUGCUCCGUCUCAGCGGCGACCUCAGCGCGCCGCCCCCAGCCACGCGGCGGGCACACGAGGCGGAGCCAUCUCCGCCACCACCGCCACCGCCACCGCCGCCGCCGCCGCCGCCGCCGCCGCCGCCGCCGCUGUGGGCUCCGGCUGCGGGAUCGGCGCUCCCCGCGCCGUCCCCGGCGGCCCCCUCCGACGGAGGCGACUCUGGCGAGCCGGCGUACGGCGCCUCGCGCCAGGCGGAGGUGGCGCGUGAGGCGGCGCGAGCUGCGCGGGCGGCCGCGGCGCGGGAGGAGGCGGCAAAGGCGUUGGAGGCGGAGGCGCGAGCGGCGGCGGCGGCCGCGCGAGCGGCGGUGGCGCGGGCGGUGGCAGUCGCGCGGGAGGCUGAGGCGCGCGAGUCCGAGGCGGCGGCGGCGGCGGAGGAGGCGAGCCGGGAGGCGGCGGCUGCGGCGGCGGCUGCACAAGAGGCGGCAGAGACGGCGGCGGCGGUGACCCGGGCGCAGGAAAUGGCGGCAGCGAUGCGGGCACAGGAAGAGGCGGCAGCCGCCGCCGCCGCUGCGCCCGCCGCCGCCGCGCCUCCGGCUGCGGCGGUCGAGUCGCUCCCCAGCAAGGUGAAGCGAAUCCGGGAGGCUCUCACCCUGCCCACGGGCGGCGGCGGGAUCAUGAAAGUGGUGGCCGACGCGCACGCCGCCCUCGGCCUUGAGCCGAGCGGCCCGCUGAUCCAGCAGGCGCACGCCAAGGAAGCUCAAGGAGGACUGGAGGAGCACGGCAAGAUCACGGGCAGGCCCCCGGACGUCGAGGUGGAGCCGUGGGACGAGCCCGACGAGGGCGAGAAGCUGCGCGCCUCCGCGCGGCCGCCGGAGCCGGCUACGAGGGCGCAGCGGCGCUUCACGACGGUGGUCCACAACAGGAACUGGCGCGACCUCGCCGUGGAGCUCGCCAAGGAGGGAUCCGCGGGAUCGCGGUCUGCUCCUCGCGGCAAGAAGGGCAAGGCGCAGGCCAAGGGCAGGGAGCGGGCGAAGCAUGCGGCUUGGCGGGAGGCGGUCCGCUUCGUGGCGAAGUGCGUCUCCGUGAGUAACGUCUGCUUUGAGGCGGAGCAGAUCAUUCUGCACGGCGUGGAUGGCACGGCAUUCGACCGGCUGAACGGCCUCCUCAACCGGACGCGCGACCCUUCGGACGCAUUCUCGCGCCUGCACCCGGCGCACCGCCCGACCGUCCUACUCGCGCGGCCGGGCGACGCCUUCGAGUACCUCCCCCUGGCCAUCGGAGUCAAGCGGCACUUCCUCUCCCGCCAUAUCAUCGGUCCGGCGCCGGCGGAGGGCUUCUCGCCCGCGCCUGCCAUCGCCUUCUACACGACGUGGUCCAAUUCGUUCACCGAGAUCUUCUCGCGCGCCGUAGUGCAGCUUUUCGAGCUCUGGUGCCGCGACUUGCCGAGUCGCGACGUCCAUCUCAUCCCGGCGAUGUGGGGCUCUAACUGGGGACCCGACUACGCGCGCUUCUGGCUUCACCCGUUCACGGCCCACGCCGUCGAGCCGAUGGCCCUCACACCAGACAGGCCAGACGUGAAGCCGAUGUGGCGAGCACUCGCCAUGGAGCGCUCCGUGGCGCGAUACCGCGAGGCGUCGGCCGCCAUGUUCGCCGCCCGCACGCGGCCGCGCUGCUUCCUUCGAGCCACGGUCUGCGACUACUCGAACAUCCCCUCCCCUCGCCACGCGCGGCCGUGGGCCGCCAUGCAGGCGGUGGUAGCCUUCCACGCCGCCCGCCCAGCCGCAUCUACAGCCUCCCCCCGUCAAUCCUCCUCCGCCGCCUCCGCCACCCCCGGCUCGGCCGGCGCCGGUGGCCGACUCGGACCGCCAGGCCUUCUGCGCGUCGUCCUCGCCAACCGGACAGGCCGUCGCCGGCUGCUAGACCUGGAGGCGCUGGUGGCGGAGUGCGACGGCUGGCGGCCGCCGUCGCCGCACGCGGCAGUGCGCGUGCGCUGCGUGUCGCACAACUUUGGAGUCGGGCUAGUGGCGUCGCUGCCCGUGAUCGCGGACUCCGACGUGAUGGUCACCCCCCACGGCGCCGACAUGGUGAACGCUUUUGCACUGCACCGCGGGUCCAGCGUGCUCGAGGUUAUGCCCGUCCACCGGGCGGGCUGCCCGUGCCAGAUGUACAAGGAGCUCCUCUCCUCCGAGGGCGGAGGCCCUCCCGCCGUGCUGCACUACCAGCUGAGAACAAAGAACAGGAGCAUGGCGGUGGCCGGCGAGGGCAAGGUUGGCUACAACAUGGACUUGCGGCUGCCGUGGCCGGCGCUGCGCCGGGCGCUGCUGCAGGUCCUCGCUGUGGGCGGUAGGGCCGAUAACUAUCAGUACACGACGUUUGCGUAUUGA
This is a messenger RNA of Emiliania huxleyi CCMP1516, 5757 nucleotides long. RefSeq lists its product as hypothetical. The transcript is spliced from 7 exons. The record is from RefSeq and is a predicted model, not a curated record. Gene Ontology annotation, molecular function: RNA binding. Bases 1 to 5757 code for a protein of 1918 amino acids. NCBI's taxonomy places the organism in Eukaryota, Haptophyta, Isochrysidales, Noelaerhabdaceae.